AUGGGACCCUACCCUUCUUCAAAUGGCAAUAAGUAUAUCCUUGUGGCUGUUGAGUAUUUCUCCAAGUGGCCUGAGGCACAGGCCUUACCUACUGAUGAUGCCAGAGUUACCAAUAGGCAAGUUGAGGUUACUAAUAGGGGUUUAAAACGCAUCUUAGAGAGAACUGUAGGUGUAAGUAGGAAGGAUUGGGCUUCAAAACUAGAUGAUGCAUUAUGGGCAUUUAGAGCUGCAUAUAGGAUUUCCAUAGGUUUUACACCCUAUAGGCUUGUGUAUGGGAAGUCUUGUCAUUUACUUAUUGAAUUAGAACAUAGGGCUCUUUGGGCACUUAAAACUUGCAAUUUUGAUUUUGAUUCUGCAAGUAAGGAGAGACAGUGGCAACUGAGUGAAUUGGAGGAGUGGCGUCAACAGGCAUAUGAAAACUCUUCAAUUUACAAGGCUAAGACAAAAAAGUGGCAUGAUCAGAGGCUCAAAGGUUCCAAGGAGUUUCAGAUUGGAGAUAGAGUAUUGCUAUAUAACUCACGUCUUUGUUUGUUUCAAGGGAAGCUCAAGAGUCGAUGGUCGGGGCCAUUCGUGGUUAAGAAAGUUUUCCCAUAUGGCACAGUCAAGCUUCAUCAUCCCAAGAAAGGUGAUUUCAAGGUCAAUGGACAUAGGCUCAAGGUGUAUGAUGGAAACUCAUUGGAGAUUGAGCAACGAGUUAACAUGAUUUUGUAUCUGCAAGGAUGA
Molecule: messenger RNA, 723 nt
Organism: Ricinus communis (castor bean)
Lineage: Eukaryota; Viridiplantae; Streptophyta; Magnoliopsida; Malpighiales; Euphorbiaceae
Exons: 2
Coding region: 1-723 (240 amino acids)
Molecular function (GO): nucleic acid binding
Source: RefSeq, a predicted model, not a curated record